CCCGAAGCUCUUCGCGAUUCCACGUACUUGCUCCGUUGAGCUCUUGCUGACAUUUCUUUUUCGCAUUGCUAUUCCGGAUAGCCCUGAGUUCCCUCUUGGAAAUGGUGUAAUGCCCCCUGUCUUGAGCGCAUCGAGCGUCUGACCUCCGAACGACCACCCUGAUGCGCGCAGUACUGCCGGGGAGACCCCCAGCGAAGCUCCAAUCUUUCAGCACCGCGCUGUGGAAUGGUCUUCGAGUUGUUGUGUACAUCUCUGGUCAAGCACUCGUUAUUCUCGGCGGUCCGCAUAAGCUCCUACAAACAAUCUAUGUGGACGAUACCAAGGCUCUGGAGGCCGUGGUGAUAGAUGAAGCGUCUGGUAAAAUUGCUGCGUGUGGAGGACCAGAUGUUUUUAUCUACCAACCGUACGGGAUUCAGAACGAAACGUUAAGGUGGUCCCUGGUCUCUACCUUCCGCUACAAAGAUGAUGACGAGCCGAUUCGGACUGUUUCAUGGGGCUCCCCUGACGAGCUUCUCCUAGGCAACUCGUAUCUCACCCUUUGGUAUCUAACCGAUACACCGCGUGCAGUAUGGCGACAAAAGCUGGCAAAUCCUGUCAAAUUUGCGCAAUUCUCCCCCGAUUCGGCCCUCAUUGUUACCACAGGACACUACGACCGUUUGGUCAAAGUAUGGAGGCGGUUGGCAUUUGGAGCUGAUGACGUGCGAUUCGAGGUAUCGUAUCUCGCACAUCCCGCCAUCGUUACAGGAUUCCACUGGCGUCGACCAUACCAUCGAGACCAAUCGAUGGAAAACGUCUUCUACACUCUAUGUGCGGACAAUAAGAUCAGAGUGUGGGCGACGAUGGACCAUCAUGCUCAUUCUGCCCUCCAGCUUUGGACGCAGAUCGAUAUGGACGUCUCUUUGCAGCCGCGACAUGCGACAGAGAGAACUAGCGCAACCCGCAGGUACGGGUUUAUAGUUGAUAGUCGGGAUUUCUGUACCGCUACUGAGCAGGCGGUGCAGAGAAGCACAGGGAAUAAGGGCAACCACGCCUUGGAGCAUCUAAUUGAAGUGGCGAACAAGAGUCCGGAAAUAUGUGUUGUGAUAGAUGGGAUGGGACAUAUGUCUGCAUGGGCACUGGAAGAUGUUGGCUCGAAAGUCAGGUCAGAAAUGAGCGUUUUUAAUAUCCUGCAUGUGGAGGGCUUGGACUUUUCAUUCAUGCCUGGCCUUUCCUCGCAAGAGGACUAUGCCCGAUUAUGCGCAUUUCAAAGCUCGGAUCCACCGGAUUCCAUAUCCGUUCUUAUCCAUCACUUUGACGGCCGAAUCGAAUGGUUCGACUCCCAAGUCGAUGUGUUAUUCGACCCAACUCCACGCAAAAACAGAGUUAAUCUCAAAGCGUCCUGGACCGGACAUAUCGGUCCUAUCAAAAAAAUCCUCCGCAAUGCCACUGGAGGUACUGUUACCUCGCGUACUGAUGACAACAACGCGUUGAUCUGGAAGCAAAAGUGGAAGGAGAGCGACUCCGGGCUUGUCCGCAGGAGCUCCUUGUCUUCUGAUGAACAUAUUCAUCGUAGUUGUGUGAUUGAAAAUGGAGAUUUCAUUGUUAACCUACAUCACCAUGGAAUUUCUCUUUGGGACAUUCGCUCGUUCCAUGCCACCAAGCUCGCAGACGCGACGUUGGAGCUUUCAAGCAAGCCUCUCUGCGUUUUGUCGGUCCCAGCUGCUGAGCAGAAUUCAGGGUUCCUAUACAUAGCAGCAAUUGCGGCUGAUAUGAGUGGAGUAGCCUGGGAAAUUCAACUUCCGACUAAAAAGAAGCAAGCUAACGGUGGGAAGCCUGAUUCCCAAUGUUAUUUGAAGAAGUUUUGUACUUUUCAUCUAGGCCUCAAAGAGGACAUAUCUUAUAUUCUCCCAGUUGACCCGGCGGGUCCGAGGGCUCAGAUAUCAGGGUUUUUCGAUCUUUUUUCACCUGACAUCGCUCUGUCUUAUACUGAGACAGGUGUUGUUCGAACAUGGACUACCAAGGUUGAUCAUGAGAAUAGCCGACUUGAGUGGCUCUUAACAUCUACGGUUGAGACCGGUAUCAUGAACCCUUCUCUCGCCAGCGGAAGUUCCAUUAAAAAGGCGGCUCUUGUCGACGAGGAUCGCACACAGCUGACUAUCUGGGAUACCAGCGGGGCACAGCUUGAGUUCGAGGAGCAUUUCUCACAGCAGGAUGUUAUCCGCGACCUGGAUUGGACGUCCACACCAGACAUGCAGUCCAUUCUUGCGGUGGGGUUUCCGCACAAGGUAAUUUUACUAUCACAGCUUCGUUAUGACUACCUCGACUCUGGUCCAUCGUGGACACAAAUCCGAGAAAUCCGGAUCCGCGACCUCACUCCCCAUCCGAUCGGUGAUUCCUGCUGGCUCAGCAAUGGCCAUCUUGCUAUCGGAGCAGGGAAUCAACUUUUUGUUUAUGGUAAUCAGAUUGAUACCGCCGACCGCCUAGUAUCCCAGCUGCGCAUCCCAUCUCAUGGCUCCGCAUCUGUAGGUCUUUUCGAGAUCGUCAGUCGCCUUAAUGGCCCGCUUCCCGUUUUCCACCCGCAAUUUAUCGCGCAGUGUAUACUCAGCGGCAAGGCAAACCUGGUCCAUUCAAUUCUGAUGAAUCUCCAUCGGAAACUCAAAUUCUACACCGAGGGCGAUGAGAUCGAUGGGUUUUUAGAGAUGCCUUUGGAGGAUUUCUAUGUGGAGCAUGAUACGCCCCAAAAGGCAUUCUCAAAAGAACUCAACUCGUCAUAUGCAGAUAUUUCCCUAGAGGAUGAACCGACAGUAAUGGAUGAAACCACCGCCGCUGCCCUCAAUGAAAACUUAGCGCGGGUUGCUUUACCCCAGUUAUCUAGCCAAGAGCAAUUUCGGCUGGUUGAUGCCGUUGAAUGUGUUGCUACUGUCGAGAAACAUCGGCGUUCAAUGGAUGACAACGCCGCUCGUUAUCUCCUGUUUUUCCGACAGCAUAUGUUGCGUAGAACGCAGGGUGUUGCUAAUAAUGAUACAGUCUCAUGGCGAGAGAUUGUUUGGGCAUUUCAUAGCGGCAGUCAGGACAUUCUUCUCGACCUUGUCUCAAGACAGUUUGGUGGCAAGUUGACCUGGAAAGCGGCCAGGGAAAGCGGGAUGUUCAUGUGGUUAUCAAGCCCUACAGCCAUUCGGGAGCAAUUAGAGGUAGUCGCUCGAAAUGAGUACACAAAGACGGAGGAAAAGAAUCCAAUCGACUGCUCUUUGUAUUAUCUUGCGCUCAGGAAGAAGAAUAUUCUCCAGGGUCUUUGGCGGAUGGCAUAUUGGCACCGCGAGCAAGCGGCUACCCAGCGAUUACUAGGAAAUGACUUCAGCGACACUCGAUGGCAAACCUCCGCCAUGAAGAAUGCAUAUGCUUUAUUAGGGAAACGGAGGUUUGAAUACGCUGCGACUUUCUUCCUGCUUGCGGACCGUCUGAAGGAUGCCGCCUUCGUUUGCCUAAACCAGGUGGACGACCUUCAACUCGCCAUUGCCAUCACCAGGGCCUAUGAAGGAGAUGAUGGCCCAGUGCUGAAGGAGAUUUUAGAAAAGCGAGUUCUGCCAGAGGCAGCUGCUGACGGAAACCGUUGGAUGGCUUCCUGGGCUUUCUGGAUGCUUGGCCGGCGUGAUAUGGCCGUGCGAUCACUUAUUUCACCCGUUGAAACCCUCGUUCCAUCACCCCCUGCCUCUCCUGGAACACCGGGGUCAAUCCCUCUGCAGGCUAAGUCUUACCUUUCCAACGAUCCUGCAUUGGUUGUAUUAUAUAAACAACUUCGCGAAAAGACCUUGCAAACCCUGAAAGGAGCGUCCAAAGUGUCUGCCCAAGCCGAGUGGAAUUUUGUCAUUCGAAACGCACGCCUGUACGAUCGAAUGGGAUGCGACUUCCUCGCCUUGGAUCUUGUCCGCCACUGGGAGUUCCUAAGGGAAGCUCCCAGUCCCCAACUCACGCGGGAUGGCGUGCUUAAUCUCGAGAGUGGCGGCGUUGAUUAUAGGAAAAUGCUUCGACGGAGAAGCAGUCUCGUGGUUGCCGACAUGCCCGUCAAGCCCAUGUUCGCGGCGGAGCCCAAAUCUCCGAUUGAACAGAAACCAAAGAAACCAGCACAGCCGCCGCCCACAAUGUUCCAUGAGCCAGAUGCCAACUCUCUCCUUGAUAGUUUUGGCUUCUAAACUGGUCAUGUCUGUUGUUUGUUCGAACAGACAGCGGUGAUCCAUGUACUGUACAUCCAUACGUAUUAGAAGGCAGUUUCGAAGUUGAUUUCUAUGCCUGAUUAUCUAGAGGAUCUCGAUAUUGCUCGUCAACUUGAAAAAUAUUAGAGAAACCAUCAAGACUAGUAGAUUAUUCUUUUCAUAUCCAAACUAACGCCACGCUUUUUAUAGAUAUUAUAUACAGAGAGAAUCCAACACAGAAAAUAAGAACAAAGAAACCACCAAAAAGAAGAAGAAGAAGAAGUAAGCUAUCUAACGCCCCCAAAGCGAAAGCCUCCUCCGCGUAUGCUGCCAUAAUCUCCUCCGAGGCGCCGUACCAUUCCCAGCGCCCGGUGCGGUCCCGUUCAAAAACGCAGUCACCAUGGUCAUAUUAUUGAUACUCGGCCCAUGAACCACCAUAGAACCCUUUCUCUUUCCCUUUCUGCCUCCCUUUCUGCC
Molecule: messenger RNA, 4646 nt
Organism: Aspergillus ochraceoroseus IBT 24754
Lineage: Eukaryota; Fungi; Ascomycota; Eurotiomycetes; Eurotiales; Aspergillaceae
Product: WD repeat protein
Exons: 7
Coding region: 162-4169 (1335 amino acids)
Biological process (GO): vacuolar acidification
Cellular component (GO): RAVE complex
Molecular function (GO): protein binding
Source: RefSeq, a predicted model, not a curated record